AUAUUGAAGUAAAGUUUCAAAUGUACAGAUUCAUGAUCAAAGUUUGUUUUUAGUUUCUUGUGAAUUUGGGAUGCUCUACCUACUGUAGAUGUCAUUAGGAAAUGUUCCUCUGCUUGUUUUCUUUCUUCCAGAGCACACCUGACAGUUUUAUCAUGUGUGUUUUGCAGGUGAAUACAUGACAUUCAAGUGCACAGAGUGGGAGGACACCAGGUGUGAGCCCUGUCCAGUAGGGUCCUACAACCCAAUGAAGAACAGGAAGAGCAACUGUGAGCGCUGCCGUACCUGUGAAGGGGGGUUUUCCUAUGAGAAGCAGUGUACCCGCUACAGCAACGCAGUCUGCAAGUGCAACUCUGGACUACAGUGCAUGGAUGAGGAGUGCUCAAGGUGUAUAUACCCUGCUGUAAUCACAACCCCCGCAGAAACCAGUGUAACAGUUAAAUGGAGCACUCCAGCCAAAGAGCCUGCAGCUAAACUAGCCACCCCAGCCAAAAAGCCUGCAGAAAAUGAAACUAUACAGAACAAUAAACGCACAACCAAACGUAAGACUUUUUUUGUUUAAAUGAUUUAAAGAAUGACAUAAAUAAAUCAAUAAAUAAAUAAAUGUGUCAUCCUCAUACAACUAAACAACAGUAUAGAUUGUGCAACAUCAUUUGUAGAUUGCACAAAGCUAAAACACUGGGCACUUCCAGUACAUCGUUUCCU
Polyodon spathula (Mississippi paddlefish) is the source of this 702-nucleotide messenger RNA. RefSeq names its product CD27 antigen-like. Gene Ontology annotation, cellular component: external side of plasma membrane. Gene Ontology annotation, molecular function: signaling receptor activity; cytokine binding. Gene Ontology annotation, biological process: regulation of cell population proliferation. The transcript has 4 exons. The record is from RefSeq and is a predicted model, not a curated record. NCBI's taxonomy places the organism in Eukaryota, Metazoa, Chordata, Actinopteri, Acipenseriformes, Polyodontidae. The coding region runs from base 176 to 559 and encodes 127 amino acids.